This is a messenger RNA of Phymastichus coffea, 3230 nucleotides long. Its product is annotated as leucine-rich repeat protein soc-2 homolog. Lineage: Eukaryota; Metazoa; Arthropoda; Insecta; Hymenoptera; Eulophidae. Gene Ontology annotation, molecular function: protein binding. The coding region runs from base 565 to 2307 and encodes 580 amino acids. The record is from RefSeq and is a predicted model, not a curated record. The transcript is spliced from 2 exons.
GGUACGGCAUAUUGCGUUUGCGCCGCUGCUGAGCAUUUUCCAAGGAACCGAAGACUGAAGACUCAGGACUGACAGUGGCGACCAGUCAGCAGUGGGCACUGGGCAGUGAGGACUAGUGCCUUGUUGAUACUAUAUUAAUAAUUUUGCUGGCACAAUACGCGAACAAGCACGGUUGGCUGAUUAGGGCUACCUCGAAGUGUAUAUAAAGGACUGCAAAAACGCGUAUAAUGCCUUGAGAAAAAACGGAAAAAAAUAUUGUUUACGUGAAUCAACGUCCAAAAAUGAACAACUGAAGAGAACGAAGAGCAAAAAAAAAAUUUUUAUCCAGGAUCCUCAUCCUUGUCGUAGUCACCAAAGUCGUUUCUGUCAUCGGAGGCUUCGAAGGCCACAGCCUUACGUGGACUCUAUUUAUAUAUCCUGGUGCAGUAUCCCGGCUUUAGUUGGCGUCCGAUCGGCCUUUCACAAGUUUACAGUCACUGAUCAAAGUAGAACUCGAGUGCGCAGGUGACAAGUAACAAAAUAUUACCAGGUAAAGCUUACCGAGUCGCUCGUCUGAGCGUUUACAUGAAGGAGCAGGACAUCCCGGAAUACCUCGAGGGCUGCGGAUUGUCCGCUACAGCCUCCGACAAUAUGCCUGAGGCAUGUGAUCUUCUUAAAGAAGCUUCUGCCCCAACUAACCAGGUCAAAGAACAGCCCAAGGAAAAAAAGCUAUCUACAACCUCUAUAUCCAGCAGUGAUACCAAAAAAACUGUAACUGUAAAACAUCCCGAAUCAAACAAACCCAAGCCAACAACAAAAAAAGGUAAACCCAUACAAGCGGAUUUAGAUGUAUCCAAAGAAUUUGUAAGAUGCAGAGAUGAAGGUUUAAAGAGGCUUGACCUAAGCAAAUCAAGUAUAACAAGUCUUCCAAGCAGUGUUAAGGAUCUCACACAUCUGAUUGAAUUUUACCUCUAUGGUAAUAAACUAGUAACUCUUCCUCUUGAGAUAGGAUGUUUAAGAAAUUUGAAAACUCUUGCUCUAAGUGAAAAUUCAUUGACAAGUUUACCAGACUCACUGGAAAAUCUAAAACAGCUCAAGGUUUUAGAUCUGAGGCACAAUAAGCUGAAUGAGAUACCCGAAGUUGUCUAUAAAUUAACCUCAUUGACAACAUUAUUUUUACGAUUUAAUAGAGUUAAAUAUGUUAGCGAUAACAUACGCAAUUUAACAAAUCUUACAAUGCUUAGUUUGAGAGAAAAUAAAAUUAAAGAGCUUCCUGCUGGUAUUGGCAAACUUACUAAUCUUGUCACAUUUGAUGUUUCGCAUAAUCACUUGGAACAUUUACCAGAAGAAAUUGGUAACUGCAUCCAGUUAUCUACUCUUGAUUUACAGCACAAUGAGCUUUUGGAUAUACCUGAAACAAUUGGUAAUCUUGUGUCUGUAACUAGAUUAGGUUUGAGGUACAAUCGUCUGUCAUCUAUCCCAAAAUCACUGGCUAAUUGUAAAUUAAUGGAUGAAUUUAGUGUUGAGGGUAACCAAGUUUCCCAACUACCAGAUGGACUGCUUUCAAGUUUAUCAAACUUAAAAACAAUAACAUUGUCCAGAAAUUCAUUUAUGGCUUAUCCAUCUGGAGGACCUUCACAAUUCACAAAUGUUUAUUCAAUCAAUCUUGAACAUAAUAAAAUUGACAAGAUACCUUAUGGUAUCUUUUCAAGAGCCAAGAAUUUGACAAAGUUGAAUAUGAAGGAAAAUCAAUUAACUGCCUUGCCACUUGAUAUUGGAACAUGGACUAGUAUGGUAGAAUUAAACUUAGGCACAAACCAACUCGUUAAACUUCCUGAUGAUAUACAGUACUUGCAGAAUCUUGAAAUAUUAAUACUUUCUAAUAAUAUGUUGAAGCGCAUCCCUGCCAGUAUAGCUAAUUUGAGUAAACUCAGAGUGCUUGAUUUAGAAGAAAAUAAGAUAGAAUCUCUACCAAAUGAAAUUGGAUUUCUCAGAGAUUUGCAAAAACUGAUUUUACAGUCAAAUCAAAUCACUUCUUUACCACGUGCUAUAGGCCACUUAACAAACCUUACACAUUUAAGUGUAGGUGAAAAUAGUUUAAGUUAUCUUCCUGAAGAAAUUGGUACUCUUGAGAAUCUCACUUCUCUAUAUGUUAAUGAUAAUCCAAGUCUUCAUAAUUUACCCUUUGAAUUAGCACUCUGUACUAAUCUUAACAUUAUGUCAAUUGAAAAUUGUCCUUUAUCACAAAUACCACCUGAAAUUGUUGCUGGUGGGCCUUCACUCGUUAUUCAAUUUCUCAAAAUGCAAGGUCCGUACAGAUCAAUGUAACAAAAUUCUAUAAAUGAGACAGAAACUCCAAACAAAAAAAGUCUCUGACGCUGUAUUAGCAUGUAAAAUUUCUAGUCCGAAUAUUUUCACAUUUUUUAUUAAUAAUUGCGAUCAAAUUUUUGAUUUUUUAAAAUAGGAAUAUAAAAAUAUAUAUGGUUCUGUAUAUAUAUGAACCAUUGCCCUUUUUAUCUGAUGACAUGAUAUUAUUCAUUACAAUGACAUUAAAUAUAUUUACAAUUUCAUCUUCUACUGGUAAGACGAAUUUAAUUUAUGUUAUCUACAUUGAAAACCGGUACGUUAAUGGUAUUUUUUACAAAUAAAAUUUUUAUUUUAGCUAAAGUCUUGAAUUAUGUGCACCAUUAAAACGAGUAAACAUGGUAUUAGUAGUGCAGACAUGUGGACAAUUGUGCACGUUUUUAUUGUACACAUAAAUUAUUGUGCACAAUAAUAUGGCGCAAAUCAGAGUUCAUCUAGCGCAUAUUACGCUAUGUUACUGUGCAUAAUAAUUUGUGCGUAUAACAAAACCGUACACAAUUGUCCGCACACCGUAGUACAGUCAUGAGUUCUAUAAUUCAUUUUUAUCGAGUUCGUACAAUACUCUUUAAUAAUGCCAUGAACGGCUUAAGUGCCAGAAAUUUAUUACUGUGCAUAUACAAUAAUAUUAUUUCUGCAAUUACUUAAUUCGAAAUAAGAUUAUCUAAAAUUAUGAUUAAUUUCCUGUCAAAGAUACUCAAUUUUAUUUAAAUUUUGCAUUUAUGUACGUGAUGAUUUUCAUUUACUUAUUGAAAUUGAUUGUUCACCAUUAACACUCAUGUAGAAUAUAAUUAAUUAAAUUGCUCUGUAAUUUAUCAUUCAAAUUAUCUAGCAAUUUAUUUAUUAAAUUUUUUUUAAUUAAGCACAAGUUAGAUUGUGCCAAAUCUAUG